Caenorhabditis sp. 36 PRJEB53466 is the source of this 1662-nucleotide messenger RNA. The record is from the annotation of a GenBank genome assembly. NCBI's taxonomy places the organism in Eukaryota, Metazoa, Nematoda, Chromadorea, Rhabditida, Rhabditidae.
AUGGAAGAUCGUAAGGGCCGAUGUUUAGACAAUUUGCACACAUUUUUCUGGAAUUUCAGCGGCCGAUAAGCAGAGACGAGAAGCCGAGGAGGCGGCCGAAAAAGCCGGAAAACAGGGCGUUCUCUCCAAAUUUUUCGUCCAGACCGGACAGAAAAUGGGCGUGGUCGAGUGGACAAAGUUGGAACCCGAAUUUGAGGUUAUACUGAAUUUGUUAUCAAAAUUUUCUGUGAGAAAUGCAAAUUGUGUGAUAAAAAUAGUAAAGGACACUAGAAAGAUAGACAGAUUUACCAGAAAAAAAGGCCAAAAAUUUGUAGCACGCGAUAAACCGUCUCGUCAAAUACCACAACACGCUCUUCGACCUUGUCGACAAUUUGGAGGCGUGCAUUCAGGUUUUCACCUAGUUUUUUCUCACAAACUAAUGUUCACAGGUGGACAAAAACGUGCUGGCGGCCGGAAAACUGAAGCCGGACCCGGGCCGAAACAUGUGGGAGGUGAUGGGCGGCUGGUUCAAUUAUCUCUCCGUCGCCCACUUUGAGGGCAAGGAACAGGUACUUUAUCGCAAAGAAUAUCCGAAAAAUGGGAGAAUGUUGCAGAGGUUCCUCAAAAAGUACAGUUCGUGUUGCGGAAGAAUCGGCCGAAAAGAGAUGGAAGCGUUGGGAAGCAGUGAGUUACCGCGCUUCACGGACACGUUCUUUAUGGAGCGCACUUGCAGCGCGGACGCAUUGGCUCCGUAAAAUGCGCGCCUACACUGGCAUCGAAAGUGACGAGCUGAACGAUUGUGUCGAGCAGAUGAAGGCGCUCAUUCACGGAAUCGAUGAUACUCGUCAUCAGGCGAGCAGAAAAAGAAACAAUUUUUUAGGACUACAACCCAAAAAUUUCAGCUCAAAUCUGCGCACACCACAAAAGACGCGAGAUCUCGCGGCGAGGCCUACUGCAAAAUGAUCCGGGCGUUCAAUUCGAAAGUGGCCGGAGCUUGGAAUUAAUCUUAAAUAAUUUUGGAAAUUUUAGGCCGGUGAAGUACAGUCGAUGAUCGACGAGAUGCGAACCGUCAUCCAAGUGCAUUCGUUCGAAUAUUUGAAGGUGGGAUCUUUUGGGAAAAAAAAACAUUUUUUAAACCAAAAAUUUUGGGAGGACAUCUCGGAAACCGUUUGUUUUUUUUUUUUUUGAAAUGUGGUCAACUGAAGAGUUGUUGUAAAGUUGUUGUGAAGCGCCUACGCCCCAGGAACUCAUCGUCCUCGUUGUUUCGUGCCCUGCUCAUUUCGUUUCGAUCCAUAUCCGUUAGAUCUUCAUAGAUCCACGACUACUGGCUCGAAAUGAGCAGGGGACGAAAGAACAAGGACGAUGAGUUUCUGCUUGGAGCAAUCCCUAAGUGCCCACAUGUAGGCGAACCUCAUAAAUGGGGCGAGGGAUUACAAUCACUCUUCAGUUGACCACAUUUCAAAGAAAACAAACGGUUUUUGAGAUGCAGGUCACAAAAGUUUGAGUGCGAACAGCGAAAAAAGCGAAGCGAAUAAUUUUUUACAGUUUUCGCGAGAAUUUUCCGCGCUCCACAAUCUCAUCUUCAACAACCUCUACGAGACGCAUCUCCGUGUGAACCAGCCGGUCGGAGGAGCUCCCGGAGCAGGAGCCAAUCAGCCUUCCGCCCGAACUCCGAAAAAGUAA